Messenger RNA from Parastagonospora nodorum SN15, 180 nucleotides. RefSeq lists its product as hypothetical. The coding region runs from base 1 to 180 and encodes 59 amino acids. The transcript is spliced from 2 exons. Lineage: Eukaryota; Fungi; Ascomycota; Dothideomycetes; Pleosporales; Phaeosphaeriaceae. The record is from RefSeq and is a predicted model, not a curated record.
AUGACAUCUAAAUGUGGUUACAGCGCCGUACAUACAUGCGACCCCGAAUUCUCGAGUCCAGGCGAGCCGCCAGACGUUGCACUUCGGACCGAGAAAAGUCCUCAAUUAUCGUACACGUUCGCAAAAGUCCCCACAUCGCCUAAACCACGUCACCCACCAAUCCCAAAAUCGAACAAAUAA